This is a messenger RNA of Lotus japonicus, 2454 nucleotides long. Its product is annotated as transcription termination factor MTERF2, chloroplastic. The record is from RefSeq and is a predicted model, not a curated record. Bases 317 to 2101 code for a protein of 594 amino acids. Lineage: Eukaryota; Viridiplantae; Streptophyta; Magnoliopsida; Fabales; Fabaceae. The transcript has 5 exons. Gene Ontology annotation, molecular function: double-stranded DNA binding. Gene Ontology annotation, biological process: regulation of DNA-templated transcription.
UGAUAAUCUCAAUCACCAACAAAGAAUUGGAAGAAAGGUGCAAGCGACAUCUCCGAUGACAACAAAGGUGCAAGCAAUGAAAAUUGAAAAAUGGGCAACAACUUAACGAAGUCAUUUGUUAUUUCUCUUUUUUACAAUCUUACCAUGACUUGGUUUUAUUUUGUCUUUAGUCCCUCCCUUUUAUUCCUUGCCCUCAUUGACCAGUGCAAGGGCUCCGGUGGGCUAUAGGGUUUAAGAAAAGCUGAAAGCAAGCAAAGUGAAUUAUGGCGAUGGCCGGCGUGAAUAGCUUAAUGAUUGUGAACUAACAUGACAUGACAUGUUGCUUCAAAUUCACAUGAAUUCAUUUCUCCCAGUUGCGUCGUUUCCACACAAGUUGGAGAUUUCUUGUUUUUGGUUCAACAACAAGCUCACAAGGUCUGAAACUGGAACUAAUUAUCACUGCUGCAAUUGUUGUUAUUCUGAUAAAAGAAGAACGCGCUUGCGUUGGCGUUGGCGUUGGCGUUGUCAUUCGGGGAUAGGUGAAUGGGAACUGCAGGAAGGUCGUAUGGCCGUUUCAACUUAUCUUCAAGAAAUGGGGGUUUCGGAGGAUGAAUCGCUGUCUAUAGCAUCAAACGCACCCGCUUAUUUGAACAUGUUGGUUGAAGGUGUUAGGGAUUUGGAGCAAUUGUCUUCUUCAUCCAUGUCCAUAUGGGAUGAUAAUAAUUGUGCUACUACUGCUACUGCUACUGCUACUGGGUUCAACUUCAGGGACAAGCUUGUUCACAUUGCUGCUAACAAAGGCGACAAUGGCAAACUUGCCUACUUAGAGAGUCUCGGUUUCACUCUCUAUUCCUCUAUGAAUGUCGCCAGGUAUCUAUCUCCUGACAUUGACACCCUUCCAUCUCUCAUCCACAAGGUUUCAUCUCUCAAGCAACUAUUGUUUCAUUCUCAAUCUCCCGACUUCCUUAUCAGAAACAUUCGCCGCAUGAUGCGCCCCUUAUCAAUUUCAAUUGAUGAAGAUUUACAACGCACUUUGUCCUUUUUCGAAAAGCUUGAAGCAAGGCGCGGAGGUCUAAGCGUUUUGACCUCCCGAGAUUCCGCUUUCUGUUACUUAAUUGAAUCGUUUCCUCGAAUUCUUUCCUUAUCAGUAGACAAUCACCUCACACGCAUUGUCGAUUUUCUCCACAAUAUUGGAAUUCCCAGAAAUCUCAUCCCCAACAUUAUACUGGGUUUUCCUCCUAUUCUACUAUGGAAUCUUCAACUCCUUAAAACUAGAGUCCUAGCCUUGAAGGAGAUAGACGUGGUGGAUAAAGAUUAUGCCAAGUUGGUGCUGAAAUAUCCUUGGGUUCUAUCUACAAGCAUUCAAGAGAACUAUAAGGAGGUCCUCACCUUUUUAUAUUCUGUGAAGGUUGCAAAAACAUGGAUAGACCAUGUAAUCAAAAGCCAACCUCAUAUAUUGGGUUGUUCAACUAGCAAGCUGCAGUUGAUGGUGGAUCAGUUUGCUGAACUAGGAGUUCAAAGCAAAAAGUUGGAUCAGGUUAUUGCUAAAAGUCCUCAACUGCUAUUGCAGAAGCCCAGAGACUUUCUUCAGGUUGUUCUGUUCUUUGAACAUAUGGGUUUGGAUAAAGAAACUAUUGGGAGAAUACUUGCCCGCUGCCCUGAAAUUUUUGCUACCAGCAUUGGUAAAACUCUACAGAGGAAGAUUGAGUUUCUUAAGGAGGUUGGUGUUUCUGAAACUCACCUUCCUGCGGUUAUCCAAAAGUAUCCAGAAUUACUUGUGUCUGACAUUGACAAAACAGUACUACAACGGAUAAUGUACUUGAUGAAGUUAGGACUUUCAGAGAAGGAGAUUGCACUUAUGGUACGUACAUUUUCUCCUCUACUUGGGUACAGUAUAGAGGAGGUUCUGAGACCCAAAAUAGAUUUCCUGGUGAACUCAAUGGAGAGGCCUGUAAGAGAUGUGGUGGGCUACCCUAGGUUUUUUAGCUAUUCAUUAGAAAAGAAGAUAAAGCCAAGAUUUAGGUUGCUGAAAGGAAGGAAUAUCAAAUGUAGCUUAAAGGAUAUGCUGGGAAAAAAUGAUGAAGAAUUCGCUGCUGAAUUUAUGGGUGUUGGAAGGUCAUAGAAACAGAGAUAGAAAAGAAAAAGGGAAAAAUAGAAAAAAUGUAUUCUAGAAAAUGUAAUUGUGGUCAUUGGUCCUGAAUCCGUCUGAAACCGACCGGUGGACACCCUAGUGAUAGUACGAGGGAGUUUUGUGUUAUGGGUUCUUGGUUUGAGUUUGGGGUUUUGGGUUUCAAUGUUCUUUGUGAUGAUUAAGAGGAAGAAGAAUGGAAGGAGUGUAGGGUUUGGGUGGAGGAAAAAUAAUUAAUUUAUAGGUUAAAUAAUUAAAAAAAAAGUGAUUCAUGUCUGUAGAAUGAGAAAUAUAGAACCAUGUAUGAUGCAUUGUAAUAUUAUUUUUACAACCUAUGUUAAAGUAAA